AUGAACAAGAGAAUUAGGGCUUUCCUUGGUGGCAAUGGAGUGUUUGAUAGUCUAGAGAGCGUUGAGGCCGCACUCCCCAAGCAGAAGGAAGAACUUGGCAGUCCGGAAUUCAGACAUGGCAAGGUUGCUCAGAAGAGGCGGUGGAAGGCUUAUCACUGGGAAGAAACUAACAACAACCUCCUCUGGCAAGCUCACUAUGCUGAAGCAAUUGCUCCAAGCGACCAGUAUCUAAAAGGGGAUACUGCAACCAUUGCAAAGCAGCAGUUUGGCUUGAUGGUUGUUGCCUAUUUAUUGCAUGGUUUUUUGUCUCUGUUAUCUUCUUCAGAAGGUGAUAGUGACUCAGAUGACGAGUGCAUUGUGAGCGAGACGGAGGUAGGGGCCGAAUCGGCAUUUGGAGGGGUAUUCGGAUCUGUGUUCGACAUGAGUUCUUCAAGGCUCUCGGACGGGGACCAGAUGACGCGGACUGAUACCCGCCUGUUGAGCUUACUCUCGCGACUUGAGCGAGUGGCAGAGGACAUAUGGGUGGCAAUUGGCGAGGUGAAGGCGAUGGCAGAGAGUCGGGUUCUUCUGGUCGCAACAGCAGCAGUGCAGGAGCAGGCGACGAAAAGGAGGAGGCAGGCAGCGCAGGCCAAGAAACCAUCUCCGUCGUCAUUGCAGGCGAGUUCGCCAGGUCGGCGACCAUGCGAUUCAAGGCGCAGGUCGCGGAGGAGUGGGGAGUGGCUCUUGUGGACAGCGAGCUUCCCUGAACUUUGUGGGAGAGGAGUUUGUGAAGCGGUUGAACCUCUCGUGGUCGCCCAUCAAUCCCUUUGA
Linum tenue is the source of this 810-nucleotide messenger RNA. The record is from the annotation of a GenBank genome assembly. NCBI's taxonomy places the organism in Eukaryota, Viridiplantae, Streptophyta, Magnoliopsida, Malpighiales, Linaceae.